Dictyostelium purpureum is the source of this 1546-nucleotide messenger RNA. RefSeq lists its product as uncharacterized. The record is from RefSeq and is a predicted model, not a curated record. Bases 7 to 1494 code for a protein of 495 amino acids. The transcript has a single exon. NCBI's taxonomy places the organism in Eukaryota, Evosea, Eumycetozoa, Dictyosteliales, Dictyosteliaceae. Gene Ontology annotation, molecular function: glutamine synthetase activity.
AAUAAAAUGAUAAUGAACAAUAACAAUAACAAUAAUAAUCAUAAUAAUAAUACUUUUUUAAAAGAUAAUGAAAAACUAUACAAUUUUUUAAAUCAAAAUAAAGAAACAUUAAAAUUUUUAAGAAUCUGUUGGGUUGAUGUUGGUAAUAAAAUUAGAUGCAAAUCUUUAAGUGUAGAAUGGAUAUUAAAGCAUAAACCAGAGGCAAUCCAUGUAACAGUAACAGAUACAUGUAUGUCAUUUAUGGCAUUUCAGGAUAGUAUUGUUAAAGAUGCUUUACCAGAUGGUAAUGUUAUUUUUGGUGAAGUUUAUUUGAUACCUGAUGUAUCGACUAUUACCAUACUACCAUACAAUAAAUCACAUGCUCAGGUAUUUGGUUCAUUCUAUAAGGUCAAUAAAACAACAGGAGAUUUAGAGCCUUGGAAACUAUGUCCAAGAGAAUGUUUAAAAAAAGCUAUUAAAGAACUAUUAAUCACUGCAUCAUUAUCGCUAAAGGGUUCAUUUGAAGAAGAGUUCUAUUUAAUUAAAAAGAAUGAUAAAUUAUCGUCAACUACCAACGAGGAUCAAGAAUUGGAAAAGAUGCUUAAUGAGUCCAGUCAGGUAGACAGGAAUACAUUUGCAAGCUUUCAUUCUCUAGAUAGCCAUAGUGCCAUUUUAAAUGAAAUUUUAGAUAACCUUUCAAAACAAAGUAUACCAGUGGAGCAAAUGUUGUCUGAAAGUGGUCCAGGUCAAUUUGAAAUCACUGUUGACUAUAGUGAUAUAUUAACAGCAUGUGAUAGACAUAUUAUAUUCCGUCAAACUGUUCACUCUGUAGCAUCUUUAAAUGGCUAUAUUGCAACUUUUAUUCCAAAACUUUACGACUAUCAAGCUGGUAAUGGGUGUCAUGCACACUUAUCACUCUGGAAUGCAAAUGAUGACACUAACAUUACACCAGACCCCAAUAGUGAGUGUGGUGUAGGCCUAUUAACCCAAAACUUUAUUGGCGGAAUAUUAGAACAUGCUCAUUCACUAACUGCUCUAUUCAAUGCAACAUCAAAUAGCUAUGAACGAUUGAAACCAUUUUGUUGGAGUGGCUGCUCAAUAGCCUGGGGCCUAGAUAAUAAAGAGGCAUUUGUUAGGGUCCCCUCAAGUCCAUUUUCAAGAUCAUGCACUAAUUUUGAAGUUAAAACUAUUGAUCACUCCUCAAAUCCCUAUUUGGCAAUCUCUGCAAUCAUUUACUCUGGUCUUGAUGGCAUCAACAAACACACUACACCUCCAAAACCAACAUCAUUAAAUCCAUCGACUUUAUCAGAUAAAGAAUGUAAAGAAAUGAAAAUUUCAUUCAUACCAUCCACCAUAACAGAUGCGAUCAACUAUUUAAAAUCAAAUGAUUACCUUUGCAACUCUUUGGGUAAAGAAAUAUCAAAUGCCUAUAUUCAAGUCAAACUAUCUGAAGAAUCCAUUCUAUCAAAACUAUCAAACAAUCAUAAAAAAUUAAAAUUAUUGGAAUUAUACUAAAUAAAUUUCCUUUUUUGUGAUGAACCACACAAAAAAGUUUUAGAAACUUCAU